CAUGGCCAAACCAGUUGAGAACCCCUGUCAUAGUGUUUCCAUCAAGUUUUUUGUUAUGCGAUAAUCUAAAAUGCGCAUACAAAUGGGUGGAUGGAAACAUAGCUAAUGAUGUAUUUGCAGCCAGACAAAUGUUUUGGUCCAACAUUGCUGUAAGAUCAUACAAAUAUCCAUAAUUUAAUGCCUAGGGAAAUCCUCUCAUGACAAAUAUCCAUGCUAACAUUCACUAUUCAUGCUAAACAUUCGGUAUAACAGGCCUGUGCUGAGCAGCUGUGUCACUACUAAUGGUUUCAUCCAUGGUGGGGUAUUGAUCUGUUUCUGUGAUGUUGAUGGCUGUGGUUUUGUACAUAUGGGGGCCACAGAUGCAUGCCUUGAAUAAUUAGAGCGCCAGAUGGUUUAUUCUGUCACCCUGUGGGUGACCAUAGCCCAUAUAAACCUGGGAGCAACAAAACCACAUAUCAGAGUCUACGUGAGUACUACUCAAGGCAAACUGAAGGUGAUGCAUUAUAUUCUAAUAGAUCAACUAUUAAUGGUUAAUGCCAAACUUUGUGACACCAAUUAAUGCACAGAGUGAACAGGCACAUGCAGGCCCUGCAGGAGAAAUAGCUAAUCCUGGUUUAUGAUUUUUAUGGGAUGACCUUGUGUGGAGCCAAAUGUAGAAAUUCAUCAUGUGGCAACUAAGAAAAGACACUUUCUCUUUCACUCCCUCCCUUUUCCGUGACACAGUCAGGGAUGUCCUAGUGAACUGUCGAAUCAGCUCUGUGUUGUCUUCUCUUUUCCGGUCAAGAGGAAUUCAUGCACUUCACAAUUCGUUGCAAAGCAGUGCAGUCUAAUUGCAUGAUCGCGAAGACGUCAAACUGUUCAAAGUACUGCGCCUGGAGAUCAGAGUUGUGCACAAAACUGGGUCAGCUUGUCAUGACUAAGCUGUAGCCGGGAACACAGUCAAGGAGAAGCGAGAGAAUGCUUUCCCCAAGCCGGCCCUUUAUCAGGAAUCCCCAACAAAAUGUGAUUGCACCCAAGGAGGAACAGCCUGAAGGAAUGCUGAUGUAUCUUUGAGAAGCCCUCCAUUGUCGAGGCUAAGAUGAUGAAGACGGAGGCCUCGGCAGAGAGGAACACCCUGAGGAGCGCGUCCCCGCACAGAAACGCCUACCGGGCUGAGUUCCAGGCGCUAAAGAAGGCGUUCGAUCAACCGAGGCAGGAUGGAGACCACAAACACAAAGACCCCGAGGGGGUCCGACAGCCUCGAGGGCGUCAAUACGGAGCCCACGUCAGUCGCAUUAAAAAUAUGUUUAUGCAAAUGGGGACAGAAAGCACCGGGUCAAACCGACAAGCCAGGGACGAGACUUCCCCACAGAAACUCAACAAGCCGACAAACUUCAUCAACAGAACAGACGGCUCGGUGGUCAAGUUCCAGCAAGGCACUGGAGAGCGGACGUCCGGUGGCCAUCACAACUCGAAGUUCUCUGAAACAAGGAAACUUUUCGAGCAGAGCUCCAGAGACGCCUCACAGUCGCCGGUGUACUCCUAUGGUCGGGAUAAAAGAGGUUCUCAUGAGCAUCUGGACGACUGGAGGGGAGCGCGUUCAAACAGAGGCAGCACAGACUCUUUGGACAGUCUUUGCUCCAGGACGGAGGCUUCUUCUCCCACUGUGAGCCAACUCAGCGCUGUGUUUGAAAAUAUAGACCAGCAGGGCUCCGGCGCUACCUUCAGAAGAAGCCAUGGAAGUGGACGAGGGUUGUACUCUCCUGAUGGCUUACAGAAACACGGGGAGGCCAGUGAGGAUGACACCAGUGCUCGACAGUCUCCGUCAAGUGGUUUUUACAGGACGCGAGUGGGCAGCAAGCACAAUCUUCCGGUUUCUUCAUCUUCGGAAGAUCUUCUCAGUCCUAGUCCUCUAUCGGAGGCGAAAACUGAUGAGAAGAAGAGUCAGGAGAUGAUUGAAGAAUCCGGUGAACUGCAGCUUAAGGAUGAGAUUAACUCAACUAAGGCCUUGAAUGGUUCUUCGACUCCGGCUGAAGUCAAUGACGCUGCAGGACAUUUGCUUGAGGCUACCAGAGUCCACGAGGACACGGACGGUCAUGUGAAAGAGGAGUCUAGGCGGAUUACAGAGGAUCAGAUUGAAGAAACCAAUGAGGAAUACUGUGGUAAUGAGAGAGUUGUUUUCAAUGCCGAUGGAGAUGCUUGCUACCAGGGCUGGGGCGAGAGCUGCACUGAACCAGAGGAUGACCUAUAUGAUGAUGACCUUUCCUAUGACCCAGGAUCGGAAAUUACGGAGAUUCCUGGUCUUCCAGAAGAGGAAAAGGAGGAUAUUCCACAAAAACGGAAAAUUCAAUUCAGCUCUGCUCCCAUAAAAGUGUUUAAAACCUACUGCAAUGAAGAUUACGACCGCAGGAAUGAAGAGGUGGACCCAGUGGCGUCCUCAGCUGAGUAUGAGCUGGAGAAACGGGUGGAGAAGCUGGAACUUCUCCCUGUGGAACUGGAAAAAGAUGAUGAUGGCCUGGGCAUCAGUAUUAUAGGAAUGGGUGUUGGUGCUGACGCAGGCCUGGAGAAGCUGGGCAUCUUUGUCAAGACUGUCAUAGAGGGAGGAGCUGCAGAAAGAGAUGGAAGAAUUAAGGUGAACGAUCAGAUCGUGGAGGUGGACGGCACCAGUCUGGUUGGAGUAACUCAGAGUUUCGCUGCUUCUGUCCUGAGAAAUACACAGGGAGUCGUCAGAUUUGUGAUUGGCCGAGAGCGUCCGGGACAGCAGAGUGAAGUGGCGCAGCUCAUCAGUCAGACUUUGGAGCAGGAGAAACGUCAGAGAGAGAUGAUGGAGCAGCAAUACGCACAAUAUGACGCGGAUGACGAUGAGACUGGAGAAUACGCCACCGAUGAGGAGGAGGAGGCUGGACAGACGGGAACAGACAGAGAUGUGGCCAUUGAGGUUUUCGAUUUACCCGAAAACGAGGACAUCAUCUCGCCGUCGGAAAUGGAUGCCACCAAACUGUUCCAGAAGUUUCGGGAGCUGCAGAUUAAACACACUGUCACUGAAGCCGAGAUCCAGAAACUCAAGAGCAAGCUGGCCGCAGUGGAGAAAGAAAAGGCUCGCUGGGAAAGAGAGAAGACCCAGCUCAAGCAAAGCAUCGAGGACAAUAAAGAGAGGAUGCUAAAACUGGAGAGCUACUGGAUUGAGGCUCAGACGCUCUGCCACACCGUCAAUGAGCAUCUGAAGGAGGCCCAGAGUCAAUAUCAGGCCCUGGAGAAGAAGUACAACAAGGCCAAAAAGCUCAUCAAGGACUUCCAGCAGAGAGAGAUGGAGUUUGCACAGAGGGAGGACACAGAGAAGAAGAGACUGGAGGAGGCAGAAAAGGCUCAUUUGGCUGAAAUCCAGAGUCUUCAAGUGAGGAUUGCUACUCUGGAGUCAGAGCUGAUGCAACUGAUGAAGCAAAAUGGCAUCCAAGUAAACAAUAACAACAACAGUGCUGAGAGCAGAGCGCAGCUGACGGAGAGACUGAUGGCCUUACAGUGUUCAAGGAGAAAUGUAGCUGAAGGAGAUCUGUGUGAGCUGACAGGAGCCAGUGAAACAGAGAGAGACGAGAGGGGCUCCAAGUCUCAGUCCUCCAGAGCAUCUGAUGCCACAGAGGCCACAAUCAGGCACCUGCAGCCUCAUCCGGGACCUGAUAAUGAGGACUCUUCAGCAAGUCGAGAUCACAAAUCUGGCAACAAACGACUAGACUUGGGAUCUUCUCUGAGGAAAAGUAAAGGGACAGACCAGGACCCAAAAGGAUCUCCCGGUAAAAGCUCCACAGGGCCUUCAGCAGAAAACAGCCCUGAAAGACGCAGGAGCAAGGGUCCGGGUGUGUCAGAUGAACUCAGUCUCAGCAGUUCGAGUUCGACCGAGAUCAGUGGGGUCCUGAGCGGACGAUCGCGGACCCUCACACUCUCCUCUGAUGAGAGUGUGGAUAUGAUAGAGGAUGAGAUUGUGGACGAGGGUCUGCCAGUGAAGCCACAGCAGUGGCAGAACCGCAGUGUGACUGAAUGGACGUGUCAACAGGUGUCCUGCUGGCUCAUGGGACUGAACUUGGAACAAUACGUGUCUCUCUUUACUGCCAAGAAUUUGGAUGGAGAGCAGCUUCUGAAGCUGGACAGCACCGCUCUCAAGGCUCUGGGCAUUGAGUCUUCUUCAGAUCGGGCUCUCAUUAAAAAGAAGCUGAAGGAUCUGAAAGUGUUGAUGGAAAAAGCCCGUAGAAACCGAGAGAAGCAGCGCAAGAAGGAACUGGAGCAAACUCGCAAAAACAGCAGUUCCUCCAGACCAGCAGAGGGCGCCACCGAAUGACAGCUUCAUUACAAAAAACAGAUGAGUUCAGCAUUUCACAAGAGUCAGAGUUCAUCCUAAAAGGGGCUUCAUGCUACCGAGCUGCCAUCAGAUGAAUCGAAAACCAAAAUUUCCAGGAAUUCGUUAUUUCUACUGAGCUCAUUAUAGCAGGAUUAUCGCUGCACUUUUGGUUUGACGUCUCAUUGAUAUCUAUUUAUUUGCAUAUGGAGAAUAUGUACAGUAUAUGUUGAAGCAGAGCAUAUCAAGUCAUCCUCCACAGAUAAUAACUGAGCACCUUUAGACGAUGUACAUAUGCAGGAAGUGUGUCUAACGUGCCAUUUUUCUAUCCAAACCAGUUUGUUUGUUAAUGGAGGGCAGAACGUUUUUAAUGCAUCGGCUUUGAUAAAGCACAGGUCAUAUUGAUGGACGAUGUUUCCGUCGACUUUCUCUUCACCUCACAGAGUUUGAGUGCUGCUCAUGAGAACCACUACAGUCCGAGUCACUGACGAAAAACUGUGAAAAGAAAGCCAUUCCGGGUCAAAGCGAAUUUGCAGACUUUCACUACUGUACGGAUCUGCCAGUAUUUAAGUCAAAUACAGCUUGGCGUGUUUGUUCUUUGGAGGUUGUGUUGGCGAUAGCAGAUGCGAUUUCAGGAAUCCGCCAUUUUGAACUCUUCUCCAAAGAUGCGAGACUUGUAUAAAAGCUGCUUCUGUCCCAUAGCGACCUGCUUGUUGUCCUGUCCAUCGCUCUGAGGAAGAUUCUCAGUUAGACCCAAGUGCUGCCUUUUCAAGUGCUGUUUAGACUUUUACUUUAUUUAUAUGGGUUGUCGUUACUGUCUGGACUGCACAGAUUGUGUGAACACACCUCUGUUUAAGCGGCUACAUCUAAAAAUGUAGUAGCGCAGAAGACAAAUGUGCACUUGAAAGAAAGCGCCACUUUAUUUUGGAAAAAACGCUCAUUUUACAAGUCACCUAGAGUUAAACUGUCGAUUUUUACCAUUUUUUUAUUCAUUCAGAUGAUCUUAGGGUGUGGCGGGAGCACUUUUAGUGUAGGAACUAAUUUAGGAACUAACUAAGUAUUAAUUUUUUUAAAUUUUUGAGCGAGAUGCUAAUGGUCUAAUCCGAUUCAAUGAUUUAUGCUAAGCUAAGCUAAGCUAAAAGUGUGUCUGCCAGACCCAAAGAUUGGCUAAAUGAAUUCGAAAAUGGUAAAACUGUUUAACUCUAGGGAAGUUGUAAAAUGAGGCUACUUAAAAAAAAGUGUAGUGUUCCUUUAAAACAGACCUAUAUAUGGACUACUGGUGAAAAGUUUGGGUUCAGUAAGAUGUAUUCAUUUAAUUUUAUUAAUUUAUUUAUAAGCAAUCAAUGCUUUAAUUCACCAAGGAUGCAUUUAAUUUGUGUUUAUUUAUUAUUUUGAUAAGAUACAAAUAUUUGGCUGGAUAUGGAUCCACCACAUAAAAUAACUGAUGAUUUAUUACACUGUGGCGACCUCUGAGUAACAGGGACUAAGCCGAAGGAAUGUAAUUCAAUGAGUGUGAGAUAAACAUAUGCAAACUAAAUAAAUUAAUAAAUAAAUAAUAAAAACUGUCAUAUAUUAACAAGAAAUUGACACGACAAAUAAUUAAUCAAAUUGACCAGAAGCACAUUUAUCAUUUAAAAAUGUAAUAAAGAAAAACAAAUUCUUAAAACUUGCAUAAUUAUUACAUACUUUAAAUUAUUACUGUUUUAACGUAUAUUUAAUAAUACAUAAUCAUACAUUCAGGGUUUAUUCGGUCAUGGAAAAACUGCAAAAGUCAUGGAAUUUCGACAUGGCAUUUUCCAGGCCUUGAAAAGUUUUGGGAAAAGAAAAACCCACAAAGUCAAGAAAAUUAGUUGAACAAAUAUCUGUAUACUUGAAUAUAAGUCAGCUGUCUUUACUUAUAUUCUGUCUUUGGCCAAACACAUGCGCUUGCAUUAUUAGUGCUCUGUAAGCAUUAGCUAAAUCAAUUUUACAUCGAUAAAAAAUUAAUUUAACCUAAAUAGAUUGUUUUGUGUUUUAUAUUUUGCUUUAAUGAAUGUGAUCUUGCAUUGUUUUUUUAUUAUUUACCUGGUAUACGUAGACAUUAUAUAAAAAAUUAGGUCCUGAAAAUUUACUUGAUAGUUCAGGAAAAGUCCUGGAAUUUGAGUAAUAAAAAUGUGUAUGAAUCCUGUACAUUUUAUUUGUAUAGCACUUUUCCUAACUUAAAGCUUCACAAACAUAAGUGCGGUUUAUUUAUAAACUAAUUCAGAGAGGAUCAUGUGCUUAUGAUUGAUCACAGCUGGUCCUGCAUCAGCUUCACAUAUCGCGCCAAUCAGAUGAAUAUUAACUUACUAAAAAUGACCAGUUUUACACUUCAGUCAUCUUCGUCUUGAAGAAUCCCCCUUCCACCCCAUCUCCUCCCCCUUCUCCUGAUAGGGCAGCACAGUGGCCCAGAGGUUAGCACUCAUAGCAAGAACACCACUGGUUCAAAUCCUUACAGAGCCAGUCGGCCUUUGCAGAGUUUGCAUGUUCUCCCUGUUCUCGCAUGGGUUUUCCCUGGGUCUUCCCCAGUUUCCUCUCACCAUCCAAAGAAAUAACAUAUGAGUAAUUUGACUAAUCCAAAGUGGCCUCAUAAGAAAAACUUGUAGCCAGCUAUAUCUCUUAGCUAUUCCUAACACAUUCAUAAGCAGGGGAGUUCUCAAGACCUACUUGAGCUCAAACUCUCCUCUCGCCCUUCGAACGUGAGGGAGCCCUGGGCCUAAGGAUAUUCUGAGCUUAAGGCUCUCUCCCGGGACAGCAUGACAAACACACUUUAUGAUCAAUCAUCAGCUAAGUGUGAACUCUUGAAACAAAUAUUAAGAAACAACAACAAUAUUAGGUAAAAUAUUAAAAAUCUGAUAAACAGAUACACCCCGCCAAACACAGUCAAACACACACACACAAGUAAAUAAAUAAAACAAAAUACUUUAGUAAAACAUUUUGUGAAAUAAAUGCAGCCUUGGUGAGCAUAAGAAACCUCUUACAAAGUGAAUAAUCUUACUAACCCUACACUGUUUAACAGUAGUGUACGCCUCAGUUUGAUCCCAAUGUUUUUUUUUUAAUCCGUUAGUUUUCAGAUUCACAAAGAGAGAAUCGUAAUGUGGUAAAGAAGUGUUUUAUAUUGCAAUUUGCUGCAUAUAGAGUAACCAGUAUCGCCUCUAUUGAUUUAUCCUGGGUUGUAUUUUCAAAUUUAUGCAACACAUCUCCCAUAUUGUAAGUAUACAAAACACAGAAGCCUAUAGACAUGCUUUUUCGCAUUUCAGACUCUGCUUUGCCAGUUAUGCGUUUUUUUUUCACUGCCCGAUUUAACCUGCCUAGUCUUGUUCUCCCUUCAGUUAUGAUACAUCUAUCGUUCAUGUUUACAUCUUAAGGAUUAUUCUAUGAUUUCCUCAGCAACACGAAGGCAGCUUCAGUGAGCAGUGUACAGAGCACAUUAGGCAGUGCCUGAUGUCCAAGUGGAUUUUAUUACAAGCACUCAAAUGUAAAGCCUAAAGUAUGCUUCGUUUUGGGCUUUUUGGCAGGUGUUCGACACAUAGAAAGACUCAUACUUGUCCAUCGUCUUCACUGUUUCUCUUUAUAAGCUUCGAUAGACUACUUUAAACUUUUAAAGUAGUCGCGUCAACCCAGUCUGUUGGUUUUGCCUUCACUCACUGGCCACUUUAUUAGGUACACCUGUCCAACUGCUUGUUAACGCAAAUUUCUAAUCAGCCAAUCACAUGGCAGGAACUCAAUGCAUUUA
This is a messenger RNA of Danio rerio (zebrafish), 8060 nucleotides long. The record is from RefSeq and is a predicted model, not a curated record. Lineage: Eukaryota; Metazoa; Chordata; Actinopteri; Cypriniformes; Danionidae.